Molecule: messenger RNA, 2484 nt
Organism: Penicillium brevicompactum
Lineage: Eukaryota; Fungi; Ascomycota; Eurotiomycetes; Eurotiales; Aspergillaceae
Exons: 5
Coding region: 1-2484 (827 amino acids)
Source: RefSeq, a predicted model, not a curated record
AUGGAAGGCACGCGAGAGGAGCGGCAGCAAAUGCGACAGCGCGGAGCUGGUACGCGCAAAGCCAAAGAAGUAGAUUUUGGAUUCGCAUUCGGCAGCCCCCUAGCCCAACCGCCAGCACCUGCGCCGCUUGCUAUUGUCCCUGAGAACAAACCGACACAAACACAGACCGCGCCGGUGACAAUACCAAACCCUUCAGUGUCAUCGCAACCGUUUUCGCCAGCUCCUGCAGUACAGCGCACACCAGCAAGCGCGCGUAACAAGUUCCCAGAACGGCCCUCGACCUAUGACAUACCAUUGGAUGACGAUAGAGGCGAGCAUGUCAGAAGCAACAAGAGGAGAAAGCUCAGUUCUCGGCCAGAUAACGAGGAUAUCACUGUUGAGUCAAGUGGUGUGCAAGUAGAAAGCAAAGAGCCGCCGACCGACCUCAUCUCGGGCACUUCUGAUACAGAUGUUCGAAACAAACAAAGGAAGCACGGGGAUGCACAUCUACAAGAUCUCUCGCCGUCUACUACCGAGACUUCUAUCCAAGACCACCAUCAGGGCGAUGGGGAGCCAGAGGCCAAUGGCGUUGAAUUAGCAACAGAACCGGCAAUCUCGCCAGUCAACGAGCAAUUGGUCCAGGGUGAACCCUUGGGUGAUGAUCUUGCCCAGACUGCAGCGAACGAGAAAGAUCAAGCACCAUCUACUGUGCUUAAAUCUCCCCUGCCCCGAGAUUCACCACAACCUAUGCAAGAUGAGAGUACAUCAGUAUCCAGCGCGAAACGAAAAUCUUUACAGUCACCUCCUGAACAUGAACAACAGACUCGACGAAAGAGGACUGAGUCUCUGACUAUUGAGCAAAGACAUGGAACAGCUGCUGCAGAUCCGCAACGCAAAAGCCCAGCCGAGACCGUCGAGCAUUCUCAUGCGCCGACUGUUGCUUCGCCUGUUAGAGAAAAGAGCUCUGAGCAAAGAGAUCAGGGCACAGAAGAACAGAACAAGUCUUCCGAAGGGCCUUCUAGGAAAGCAAACAAGCUUCGGGGCCGCGCCGCACGCAAAGCUUCUGCGGCUCAAUCCCCAGAACUGCCGGUGGACAACACAGCAGCAGAGCCUGAAGUCGAACCACAUACACAGCCUGCGAUAGCUCAGGCCGAGACAGUCUCGAAGGCCAAGCGGCCUCGCGGUAGACCUUCGCUCGGUAAAAGUAUCGCCGAUGCUACUGAGACCGAGCAGGUGCCCUCUGAACCUGAGCCAGAUGUAACCGCGGUGCCAUUGAAGGCGCGUCGGGGCCGCCCCGCAUCAGACAAGCCCGAUACUCGACCCGAGCCUGCGCUGGAACCAGAAGUGGAAGAUACAGUACCAAAACCACAACGUGGCAGACCGAGCAAGAAACAAAAACGCGCUGUGGAACACGAAGUGCCCCAAGAGGAAGAUCCAGAGCCCCAAGCGGAAGAUCCAGCUGCAGUCUCAAAGCCUCGGCGCGGAAGACCCGGGAAGACGGCCAAACAGGCAGCGAUUCUUGCGCCUGAACCCGAGGCCGAGGCGACGCGAGACCAACCGGAACCCGAGACAGAGUCUGUAGCGCCCAAUGUUCAGCGUGGUAGAUCUAAGAAGACCAAACGCCGAACAGAACCUGAACCAAUACCCGCCGCGCCUGAACCAGAGACCGUGCCCGAGGCUGAAGCUGAAGCUGAGCAGCCCGAGCACGAGCCCGAGACUGAAGUUGACCCAGAAGGUGAAUCGGCACGAGAGAAGCCUCGUCGCAAGACGCGGGAACCUCGCGGGGAAACCGUCCCAGUCACCGUUUAUCGUCUUGCUAAUGUCAAUUCUAUGGGUGAUACAGAGGCCGCGGCCGAAGGGGCUGGUGGUGAUCAGGAUUCCGCUGAUGAACUCAUGUCCGGUCAACGUACCAAGAUUCCAAAUCGGGGUGGAGUCAACCCCGCCGAUGUUUUGAGUCAGAUCUGUCGCGAAACCCUCGACAAGACACUAAACACACUGAAAGACGGGAUUGAAAACGAGGCAAAUGCUACGCGGCGUGCAGAAUGGUCACGCAAGAAGAAGGCUGUUGAGAUAUUUGCCUCUGAGCUUGACAGCCGCCUCAUGGACCUAAGUGGAAUUCUAGACAGCAACUUUGUGCUGGGCGUGCAAGUGAAGAAGACCAAGCGCGAGAUGAUGGACCUUCGAGGUCAAUUAUAUCGGCUUCGUCGAGAACGAGAGCAUGUGGCUUUGCAGAUGGAUGAAGUGCGCAGCAAACACAUCGAAGAGGAGAAAUCGAAGACCUCACGAACCGCUAUCAGCAACUCUCUUCACAGUCUAGAGCUGGCCCUCGAGCGUAACCAGCAACGGCCAGCUCCAGCAGAUUCUUCUCCCGCAGACCUCGAGUUCAUGCUCCGUACUGUCGCCAGUAUAAGUGCCCGAGCCCCUGGAGGCCAAGGCGGGCUUCUUCAUCAAAUUCGGAAUUUCAAUGCGCAGCUUGAAGCCACCAUGGGUCGCCUGGAGCGAUAA